GGUUCAUUGAGAUUUGAGAAGCGCACAAUUUUAUGCCCUGUGUAUAAAUAUGUUCAGAAAAAACAGAUUGGAGACAGCGUCGCCCUUGCCUUUCGCCCUCCCGCUGCUCUCCACUUGCAGCGGCAGACACAGCUUCGCUGCGACCCCAAUCUGCAGCAUCUCCUACUACACCGCCGCAGUCGCCGACGACUGCCCCACCGAAAGCAAAAUCCUCGCCGCCUUCUCCAUCGUCACCGUGGAGACGCGGAGUAUCAACUUGCUCAACUCGAGAAAUUGUCAGAGGGACCUGGUGGUGGCGAAAGACGGGGAUUGGGAGAUGGGAUUGGCUUUUGAAUUAGGAGAUGGGGAUUGGAUCGUGAGGAUGAGUCUCGGAUUAGGGUUAAAGAGGGGAAGGCAUAUUUGAGUCUGUUUUCGGAUUGAAUUUGUGUUUUUGUUGGGUAUAAUUUUUGGGUGGGGUUGAGUCUGGUUUGAUUAGGUAUAAUUGGUUUGGUUUAUUGAAUUUUUUAAUAUUAUUUGUUGAUGACAUGACGUGCUGAUUGAAGUAAACUAACGGAGUUUUGGAUGGAGAUGGACGGAAUUACUUUUUUGUUAUUAGUCCAAACAUAUGUUACUGAAACAUGCAAAAUUAAAAGUUUGUGAUCGUUUUGUACAAAGUGAAUAGUUUUGUGACCGUUUAUGAUAAUUACCCCAAAUAUAGUAGAUGAUCAUGGACUAUAUUACUUAAACUGUGGGAACAUGGAUCAUUCAUUAGUAACCAGAAGUUUGUGUCACUUAAAUAUCAUGAACUGGAAGCCAAGUCUAAAUUUACUAAUAAAGUACCAUAUUCAAU
This is a messenger RNA of Linum trigynum, 829 nucleotides long. NCBI's taxonomy places the organism in Eukaryota, Viridiplantae, Streptophyta, Magnoliopsida, Malpighiales, Linaceae. The record is from the annotation of a GenBank genome assembly.